AUGAUUUGUCAAUACAAGUCAUUCACAUUUGUUCUUUCUAUAGAGUUGAUCAUGGCCAUUGCGGUUAUCGGAGGAACGGCAUUAUUGAAAAGCAACUUGUUUGCUCAUUUCCAACCAAAGCAAAUAGAAACCAAGUUUGGAAAAGUUAUCUUAUAUGUGGAUGAACAACAUAACUGCUUCUUUUUGCAGAGACAUCACGCUGAUGUGUCCCUUCAAGGGGCCUACAGUCUACCUCACCUCAUCAACCACCGUGCCAACCUGGUUGCCUUGUCACAAUGCAAAGUUCAAUCCAUUAUUGCUAUUUGCUCCGUAGGAAGUUUGAAGCCUACCCUUGCUCCUGGUACUAUCGUCGUGCCCAACGACUUUGUUGCUCUAUUCUCUCCUCCCAUCAGUGUAUUUGAUGACAAUCAAAGUCAUAUAGUGCCUGCAAUUCAUCCAAAUUGGAGAGAGAAUAUCAUUUCAGUAUUGCAACAACAACAAGGAGUAAAGAUUUCAACUAGAGGAGUAUAUGUUCAAACACAAGGACCUCGUUUUGAAACUGCUACCGAAUCCUUAUUUCUCAGCCAACUCGGAGACGUGGUCGGUAUGACUGCAGCAACAGAAGCCGUAUUAGCGAGUGAAUUGGGAAUACCUUAUGCUAUGGUAUGUUCGGUGGAUAACUAUGCCAAUGGAAUAGCCUCGCAGACCCUUUCUACACAAGAUUUUCAAUCAAGUGUAAUACAACAUCAAAAACAUGUGGAAGAAAUAGUUAGUUAUUUGGUCGAUUAUUUCGUAGGUUCAUCUUCUCGCAAUCCAUCUGCACUUGUAUCACCCGUUACUUUGGAUACUAGAGAACUUGUAGAUGUUAUCAUUCAUGCGCAAUGGAUCAUAACAAUGGAUGACCAAAGUGCUCUCGUAUUGCCAAGUAUGAAGAAAAAUAAUCAUUCUAUGGAAUGCUAUUUAAAGGACCAUUCUCUUGUCAUACAUAAUGGAAUCAUUCAGCAUAUCUUGCCUUUUGAAAUAGCUCAAAAGAGCUAUCAAGCAAAAGAACAAGAAUAUCUAGACAAUCAUUGUCUAUUGCCAGGAUUCAUCAAUGCUCAUAGUCAUGCAGGGUUGGCUUUCUUUCGUGGAAUGAAAGAAGAACAAAAUUUGAAUAAAUGGCUAAGAGAAACUAUUUGGCCUAUGGAAGAUGCCUAUUUACCAAUCUAUUUGAGAGAUGCUACUUUUUUGGCUGUUGCUGAAAUGAUUAGAAGUGGUAUUACUUGUUUCAAUGAUAUGUAUUGGAUUCCAAGAAAUACUUGUGAAGUAGCAACACAAGUUGGCAUCCGUGCUAUGGUAGGAAUAGUUGCGAUAGAAUUUCAAAAAGAGUGCAACAGCACUUUGGAAUAUAUAGACAAAGGACAAGAUGUUUGGCAAGAAUUUCAACAUUGCGAUAUUUUGCAUUUUUGUUAUGCACCGCAUGCACCUUAUACAGUGAAUGAUCAAACUUGGCAAGUGAUCAUCCAAAGGAGCUUAUCUAAUGGUCUACCCAUUCAUACGCACCUUCAUGAAACCAAUGAAGAAUGUGAUGCAUCGAUGAAUUUGGAUCGGCAAUCCUCUGUUUGUCACUUGUCUGAAAGUCCUGAAAGACCUUUAUCUAAUUUGAAGAAACUGGGUCUGUUGAACUGUCAUGUCAUUGCGGCACAUAUGGUAGAAGUGAAUAGAGAAGAAUUAGAAUGGCUUGCUACUUGUAAGCAGUUUCAUGUAGUGCAUUGUCCUACAUCUAAUAUGAAAUUGGGUUGUGGAUUUUGUCCUAUUGAAAGAUUAUUGGAUGCUGGAAUCAACGUGGCAUUAGGAACGGAUAGUUGUGGAAGUAAUAAUUCGUUGGAUAUGCUACAAGAGAUAAAGACCGCAGCUUUGUUAUCCAAAGGACGAACCAAAGACUCAACAAGCGUUCCUGCAUAUGAAGCGCUAUCUAUGGCAACGAGUCGUGCAGCUCGAGCCCUAGGUUUAGAAGAUAGAAUAGGAAGUCUUACUCGUGGAAAGGCAGCCGAUGUUAUUGCAAUAGAUCUUAAGAGCUUUGUCGAAACAAGUCCAGUAUACAAUCCGAUGUCUUCUAUUGUUUAUUCAGCCAAGCGAGAACAAGUAACUGAUGUUUGGGUACAAGGAAGAAGGCUAUUGAAAAAUCGAAGUUUGACCACUCUGUCCUUGGAAAAAGUCUUGAAACAUGUCGACAGGUGGCAAGAGUUUCUUGCCAGUCAGUCAAGUGUCGAGAAAGUUGGCAACCAUAAGUAACUCCACUGCCAUUUCUGGAGGAAAUUCAAAAGGAGGCAAGUUUCCUUCCGUUUGUUCGUACAUAAUAUGAUAAUAAAAGUAUUCACAAACUU
Messenger RNA from Galdieria sulphuraria, 2345 nucleotides. Its product is annotated as S-methyl-5'-thioadenosine phosphorylase. Gene Ontology annotation, molecular function: hydrolase activity, acting on carbon-nitrogen (but not peptide) bonds; S-methyl-5-thioadenosine phosphorylase activity. The coding region runs from base 52 to 2253 and encodes 733 amino acids. The transcript is spliced from 9 exons. Gene Ontology annotation, biological process: nucleoside metabolic process. The record is from RefSeq and is a predicted model, not a curated record. NCBI's taxonomy places the organism in Eukaryota, Rhodophyta, Bangiophyceae, Galdieriales, Galdieriaceae.